Apaloderma vittatum (bar-tailed trogon) is the source of this 1021-nucleotide messenger RNA. It is a transcript of the gene SCLY, whose product is annotated as selenocysteine lyase. The transcript has 10 exons. The annotation marks the transcript as partial. Lineage: Eukaryota; Metazoa; Chordata; Aves; Trogoniformes; Trogonidae. The record is from RefSeq and is a predicted model, not a curated record.
GGGGGCACAGAGGCAAACAACAUGGUGAUCCACACCGCCUGCAGGCACUUCCAUGAAAGCCAGGCCAGGCCAGGUGACAGCCGGGAGAUGCCGCACAUCCAAACCUCAGGGCUUGUCUCUUGGCUUGCAGAAGCCACCUUUGUGGCAAAAGGUGGGGGGGUGGAGGUAGACGUUGUCCUUCCUGCCGUUAGGCCUACCACCUGCCUGGUUUCCGUCAUGCUGGCCAAUAAUGAGACUGGGGUCGUCAUGCCUGUUGCAGAGCUAAGCCAGCACAUCCAUGCGCUCAAUCAGCGGAGAGCGACGGAGGGGCUGCCCAGGAUCCUGGUGCACACAGAUGCAGCGCAGAUGAUUGGCAAGGGGCGUGUGGACGUGCAGGAGCUUGAGGGGGACUACCUCACCAUCGUGGGACACAAGUUCUACGGCCCACGGAUUGGCGCGCUGUAUGCGCGUGGCCCUGGCACCACCACCCCGCUGCACCCCAUGCUCUUCGGAGGGGGACAGGAGAGGAGUUUCCGGCCGGGCACCGAGAACACCCCAAUGAUUGCCGGCCUUGGCCAGGCUGCGGAGUUAGUGAGCAAGAACUGGGAGGCUUAUGAGUCUCAUAUGCGUGAUGUUCGGGAUUACCUGGAAGCCAAGCUGGAGGCCUCUUUUGGGAAGCAGAGGAUCCACCUCAACAGCCACUUUACAGGCUCCAAGCGACUCUGCAACACCUCUAACUUCUCCAUCCUGGGCCCCGGUCUUCAAGGGCAAAGGGUGCUGUCUCGGUGCAAGACGCUUCUUGCCAGUGUUGGGGCUGCCUGCCAUUCUGAGAAGGGGGAUCGGCCCUCCUCAAUUCUGCUCAGCUGCGGAAUUCCCUACGACGUGGCGCAGAAUGCCUUACGGCUGAGUGUGGGGCGAGACACUACCCGGGCAGAUGUGGACCUGGUUGUGCAGGACCUUGUGCUGGCUGUGGGGCAGCUGGACCAGGACCAAAGCCCGUAGCCCCCAGGAAUCACUCACCGGUCAUCACCCAGGUCCUUGG